Condylostylus longicornis is the source of this 1685-nucleotide messenger RNA. It is a transcript of the gene REG, whose product is annotated as proteasome activator complex subunit 3. Gene Ontology annotation, cellular component: nucleoplasm; cytoplasm; proteasome activator complex. The transcript is spliced from 3 exons. Lineage: Eukaryota; Metazoa; Arthropoda; Insecta; Diptera; Dolichopodidae. Gene Ontology annotation, molecular function: endopeptidase activator activity. The record is from RefSeq and is a predicted model, not a curated record. Gene Ontology annotation, biological process: positive regulation of endopeptidase activity; regulation of proteasomal protein catabolic process; regulation of G1/S transition of mitotic cell cycle. The coding region runs from base 167 to 937 and encodes 256 amino acids.
CGUUUAAAAGCAGUUUUUUGAUUUUUGCUCCGAAGAAGAAGCAUUUCAAAAAUCAAUUCAAAACAAAAAAUACAUUUACUUGAAAAUUACUUUCAGUAUAUAAGGCUAAAACUAAUAAAAAUAAAAUAAUAAUUAAAAUAAAUAAUUUAAUCAAGUACAUAAAAAGAUGUCUCAUGAUACUAUCAAAAAGGUCCAAGAUUAUAAAGACAGUUUAAUCAAAAAAGCUGAACAAUUGAUUACGUAUGGAUUCCCGGAAAAAAUAGUUGAAUUAAAUGAUCUAUUGGCAACUCCAAUGUUUUCUGAUAGAAAUUUUAGCGAAGUUCACCAAGAAUUAAACAUUCCUGUUCCUGACCCAAUAGUACUUACAAAUCACUGUGGUAAUAAUGACGGGGCUGGUUGCAGCUCGGAUGAACCAUCAUUAAAACGACCUAGAUUAGAUAAUGAAACAGCGCAUUUUAUACCGGGAACAAAAGUAAUGGCGUUACCUAAUGGUAGUGUACCAUGUAAUCAACCAUUAUGCGAUAUGAUUAAAUUGGUCAAACCAAUUAUAAGGACAUUAGUUGAAGAUUCAAAUCUUCUUAAAAUGUGGAUAUCGUUUAUGAUACCGAAAAUUGAAGAUGGUAAUAAUUUUGGAGUAUCAAUUCAAGAAGAUACAUUAGCUGAAAUUCAGGCUGUUGAGUCUGAGGCUGCUGCUUUCUUUGAUCAGAUUUCACGUUAUUUUCUAUCGCGGGCAAAAGUUGUGUCAAAAGUAGCAAAAUAUCCCCAUAUAGAUGAUUAUCGUCGUGCCGUUAAUGAAUUGGAUGAAAAGGAAUAUUUAAGUUUAUGGUUAGUUGUGUGUGAAGUAAGAAAUCGAUAUUCAUCGCUACAUGACAUUGUCAUUAAAAAUAUUGAAAAACUUAAAAAGCCAAGAUCAUCAAAUGCUGAAAGUUUGUAUUAAAACCAUAAACCAUAAAUAAAUAUACCUACCUAUAUAUAAAAAAAAAUUUAAACCAGAAAAAUUUAAUAUCUAUAUUUUUUAUUACAAAUAAACUUAAAUUAUCGGUAAAUAAAUAUCCGUUGUCCCCAUCAAAGAUUUUCAAACGUAAAAUUAUCAGAAAAAAAAAAUUGAAUUAAAUUUAUUUGCGAAGAAACUUUUCAAAUUUAAUUUCGCAGAAUUAUAUAAAAGUUUAUAUUGCGACAAUUUUAAUUCAAAUUUGAAAAAUAAAAUUUGAUUGCCAAUUAAGUGUCGAUUGUUAACAGCCGUAGUCAAUUGAAAACUUAUUAAUUCGGAGGUUUUAUCAUUUUGAAAUUUAAAUUUUCUUAAUUUUUUUCAUUUAAAUGUUCCUCUCGUCAUUAAAUAUAAUAUUAAAUUCCUGAUUUUGAUUCGAUUAAUGUUAAUAUUUAAGUUAAUUUUAUAAAAUGUAUGUUUGAAUAAGAGGCAUUAAUUUGUAAGACGUACAAAUAUAUUAAAAUAUUGUAAAAAUUGGAAAAUUCUUUGGAGCUCCUAUAAAACAUUUAAAACCGAAUUCACAAAAUAAGAUGAAAUUUUUAAAAAUCUUCUUUUCUUUAAGGUACCUACAUUUCUUUUCCAAAAUUUAUAUUUUAAGUUAUUAUAAUAUGAGCUUUAAUAGCAGAAGAUAUAGAAGUAAAUAUAAAAAGUUAUGUAUAUGAAAACAUGAGAUGUAAAUUGUAUUAUAAACUUACAA